CCAAUCAGAGCUAGCCUAGGGUCGUAAUGCAAAGUUGGACCCAUGAGUUGGAGAAGCCGCAGCUCCUCUCUAUCCGAGUGAAGAUAGAGCUUUAUCCCAGACUGCAACUUCGUUCCUCUGUCAAUCAGCUAGCAAGCUUGAUGAAUGGCAGUGGCGAGAGACUGAACACGUUCCGUGUGUGAGUGGUCCUUCAACUGAGUUUCAAAGCUGGAGAGAAACGAGAAUUCCCGUGUGAUGGAGAAACCGUGGAAAUGUGGGGACUGUGGGAAGGAAUUCAAAUUCCCAUCCUUGCUUGAACGCCAUCGGCGCAGUCACACGGGGGAGAGACCAUUCACCUGCUCUGUGUGCGAGAAGGCAUUCAUUCAUUUAUCCACCCUGGUGACCCACCAGCGGGUUCACACAAGGGAGAGACCGUUCACCUGCUCUGUGUGUGGGAAGGAGUUCAGUCAGUCAUCUACCCUGCGAACGCACUGGCGCAUCCACACUGAAGAGAGGCCAUUUUCCUGCUCCGUGUGUGGGAAGGUGUUCACCCAGUCAUCUACCCUGCUGAUGCACCAGCGCAUCCACACUGAGGAGAGGCCGUUUUCCUGCUCCAUGUGCGGGAAGGCGUUCAGUCGGUUGUCUACCCUGCUGAUGCACCAGCGCAUUCACACUGAAGAGAGGCCGUUUUCCUGCUCCAUGUGCGGGAAGAUGUUCAAUAGUUCAUCUGCCCUGCGGAGACACCAACGGGUCCACACCGGGGAGAGGCCAUUCACCUGCACCAAGUGCGGGAAGGGAUUUACUAAUUCCUCUGACCUGCGGAGACACCGGCACAUUCAUACCGGGGAGAGGCCAUUCACCUGCUCUGAGUGUGGGAAGGGAUUCACUAACUCCUCUGCCCUGCAGAGACACCGGCGUGUUCACACUGGGGAGAGGCCCUUCAUCUGCUCCGUCUGCGGGAGAGGUUUCACCCAUUCAACUGCCCUGCUGGCGCACGGGCAGAUCCACACCGAGGAGAGACUGGUCUCCUGUUCUGUGUGCGGGAAGGGAUUCACGGACUAUUCCAGCCUGCAGAAACACCAGCAGAUUCACACCGGGGAGAGGCCAUUCAUCUGCUCUGAGUGUGGGAAAGGUUUCACCCGCUCCUCCCACCUGCAGAGGCACCAGCGAGUUCACUUGGGGGAUAAACCGUGGAAAUGUGGGGACUGUGGGAAAGGAUUCUCUUCCCCCUCGGCGCUGGAAACCCACAGACGUGUUCACACUGGGGAGAGGCCGUUCAGCUGCUCUCAGUGUGGGCAGAGAUUCACUGAAGCAUCCCACCUCGUGAGACACCAGCGUGUUCACACCGGGGAGAGACCAUUUAGCUGCUCCGUGUGCGGGAAGGGAUUCAGUCAGAUGGGCAAUCUGCAGACGCACCAGCAGGUUCACACAGGAGAGAAACCAUUCACCUGCCCCGUAUGUGGGAAGGGGUUUGCUCAGGCAUCUCGACUGAUAAUCCAUAAGCGGGUCCACACCGGGGAGAAGCCGUUCACCUGCUCCGUGUGCGGGAAGGGUUUCAGUCAGAUGGGCAACCUGCAGACCCACCAGCGGGUCCACACGGGAGAGAAGCCAUUCACCUGCCCUGUGUGUGGGAAGGGGUUUGUUCAGUCAUCUAGACUGUUAAUCCAUAAGCGGAUACACACCGGGGAGAGGCCAUUCACCUGCUCAGUGUGCGGGAAGGGAUUCACUCAGUCAUCUACACUCCUGAUCCACCAGCGGGUACACACUGGGGAGAGGCCAUUCACCUGUUCAGUGUGCGGGAAGGGAUUCACUCAGUCAUCUACACUCCAGAUCCACCAGCGGGUCCACACCGGGGAGAAGCCGUUCAUCUGCUCAGUGUGCGGGAAGGAAUUCAGUCGGAUGGGCAACCUGCAGAUGCACCAGCGGGUCCACACGGGGGAGAAGCCGUUCGCCUGCUCGGUGUGUGGGAAGGGGUUUGCUCAGUCAGCUGCACUCCUGACCCACCAGCGGGUCCAUACUGGGGAGAGGCCGUUCACCUGCUCUCAGUGCGGGAAGGGAUUCAUCAACUCUUCCGCCCUGCUGACCCACCAGCGGGUCCACACAGGAGAGAGGCCAUUCACCUGCUUUGAUUGCGGGAAGGGAUUCAUCAAUUCUUUUGCCCUGCUGACCCACCAGCGGGUCCACACCAGGGAGAGGCCAUUCACCAGCUCACUGCGGGAAGGAUUCAUCAAUUCUUCCACUCCACUGACCCACCAGCAGAUUCACACCGGGGAGAGGCCGUUCACCUGCUCUCACUGUGGGAAGGGAUUCACCCGCUCCUCCCACCUGCGGAGGCACCAGCGAGUUCACGAGCCACCGCAGGCGGAUUGAAGGAGCAACAGCUGAGAGCCAUGAUCGAUUAUACUAUUAACCCAGUUCUGGGGAUUCCCGUUGAGAACGUGUAAAGGGUAUAAGGCGGCAGGGAAAGAGGUCUGUUCUGUGUUUUGUGAAACAAGAGGUUCAGCUGAGCAUGACUCUGAUCACAUAAGAACUUGCAGUUAACAGUGGGGUGCUGGAGGCAAGGUAAUGGGUUAACAAGGUGGAAAAGCAGUCAUUAUGUAGAGCCAUUUAACAAUAUUGGAAGCAUUCAGUAUGCAAAGUCAGCCUAACAAGGGGAAAAAUAUCCAUUGUAUGUAUCCAGUUAACAAGGUUAAGAACAUUAAUUGUAUAACAGUAAAGGGCUUGGUCUCUGCUAUUGAUUGUAACGGUCACCCAAUUAAUAUGUAUGUUGCCUUAUCUGGAUGCUCUUCCCUGUAAAAUGACGAUAUAAUUCAUUGAGAAAUUGCUCUUCCAGAGAAGACCAUGAACACAUGGGCUGUUUCCCUCCAGGGCCUGGAAUAAAAAUGAAAGAGGUAAACCCA
Molecule: messenger RNA, 2879 nt
Organism: Chiloscyllium plagiosum (whitespotted bambooshark)
Lineage: Eukaryota; Metazoa; Chordata; Chondrichthyes; Orectolobiformes; Hemiscylliidae
Source: RefSeq, a predicted model, not a curated record